Nicotiana tabacum (common tobacco) is the source of this 1393-nucleotide messenger RNA. NCBI's taxonomy places the organism in Eukaryota, Viridiplantae, Streptophyta, Magnoliopsida, Solanales, Solanaceae. The record is from RefSeq and is a predicted model, not a curated record.
UUGUGGGAUUAUACUGGGUCGUUGUUGUUGUUGUUGUUGUUGUUGUUGUUUAAUAUGAUUGGAUGUUUGUUGAAUCACUCAAGUUGUAAUGCUAUCAUUUAUAGGGGCAAAUGAUCCUUCAUAUCUGCUUGAGAAACUCGAGGUCCUGAUUUCCAAGGUUAAAGAGGAAGCUUUUAGUAGGAGAGAUAUUCUUGAAAAGGUUGAGAAGUGGUUGGCUGCAUGCGACGAGGAGUGCUGGCUGGAGGAAUAUAACAGGGAUGAAAAUCGUUACCAUGGCGGAAGAGGCACACAUCGUAAUCUGAAGCGAGCUGAGAAAGCUCGAGUUCUUGUCAACAAAAUCCCUGCUAUGGUAGAGACAUUGAGAUCGAGAGCUAGUGCUUGGCAGAAAGAAAGGGGACAUGAGUUCUUGUAUGAUGGUGUAGCGCUUCUUUCUAUGGUUGAGCAGUAUUGUGCUCUACAGCGGGAGAAGGAGCUUGAGCGUCAGAGGCAGAGGGACCAGAAGAAGCUUCAGGGACAGUUGAUGGUGGAGCAAGAAGCACUUUUUGGAUCAAUACCUAGUCCUUUAAAGAGUGCAAAGAAGAAUUUUAGACCAUCAAUGGGAGGUUUGACCAAUAAAAGGCUUUCGCUCGGAGGAGCAAUGCUUCAAACCCCAUAUGCUGGUAAAGCUGCACCAUCCUCUUAUUCCGGAAGACUGUCUAGCUCGUUGAAACAGCAAACUCCCCAAAAUUCUCACCAAACUGGAAGGAGAGAUAGUUUCAUGGCACCAAAAAAGCAGCAAUCAUGCAAGGUAUUAAAUUCACUUGGAACUGAAUCAAAACAGACGAUGAAGCCCCUACCGGAUCCACGUAGAACUGAAUCAACACAGACAAGGAAGCCUCUAUCUCCCUUAUCGUCUAUGUUAUCGUCAAAUGCAAGCACCAUUAAUAUUCAGAAUCAGACCCUAAAGAGUGGGGGAGAUAAGGAAACACUGUCUUUGAACAAAACUCCGCUUAUGACUCCAACCAAGAUUGCCUCUGCUGUUGAAGAUAGACUCAACGAAACAAUGUCAUUGAACAGAACUCCAGUUAUGGCUCCAACCAAGAUUGCCUCAGCUGUUGAAGGAUGUAUUACCCCAAAAACAAUGACUAUUCCAAUGCCAGCAACUCCUUCCACAGUUUCCAUUGCAAUGCAGACUGCGAUGACACCUGCUGCCCUCCAUGUUUCUGGUUGUACUGAUGAUAUUGAGUACUCAUUUGAGGAGAGAAGAGCCGGUUACAAUCCAUUAUCACAUACCAAGGUCAUUAACAAAUGCUUGAUUUAGCAGUACUAGUAACAGUAUAUUUUCUUGGGAUGAAUUCUUUUCUUUGCAUUGUUGCCCGCCAUAAAUGCAUUCUACUCAUCUGGUUUCAGGCAA